AUGGACUUUAAUUUUUCGCACACUUCAGCAUAUUUGCUUAGCACAGAAACUGGUACUGACCAAUAUAAGAAAUUCGCAAUUGAUCCAAAUAUUACAGAUUACAAAGUUCUUUUGGGUUUGCUGCGUAAAUGCUUUGAUAUUAACUGUGACUUCUCGGUGUGUUACUUGGCUAUUGAUGAAUUCGGUGAACAGUUUUAUUUACCUUUACAGUCCGACUGGGAUCUGGAUGCGUCGAUAGUCACGUCAUCUGAUUCCACUUUACGACUUAAAAUAACCCUAAAGCCUAAAGUUUCUGAUCUUCAAGACUGGGAUAUUAUUAUUCCAAGUAGUGUUCAGUCUAUCUCCAGAAGAAGAAAGUCACAAAAUGAUACAAAAAUGAUCUAA
Messenger RNA from Schistosoma mattheei, 384 nucleotides. The record is from the annotation of a GenBank genome assembly. Lineage: Eukaryota; Metazoa; Platyhelminthes; Trematoda; Strigeidida; Schistosomatidae.